This is a messenger RNA of Megalobrama amblycephala (Wuchang bream), 2043 nucleotides long. It is a transcript of the gene tmem30b, whose product is annotated as transmembrane protein 30B. NCBI's taxonomy places the organism in Eukaryota, Metazoa, Chordata, Actinopteri, Cypriniformes, Xenocyprididae. The transcript is spliced from 8 exons. Bases 158 to 1186 code for a protein of 342 amino acids. Gene Ontology annotation, biological process: phospholipid translocation. The record is from RefSeq and is a predicted model, not a curated record. Gene Ontology annotation, cellular component: Golgi apparatus; plasma membrane; endoplasmic reticulum.
GAAAUGUUGAUCCAGGCAGGUGCGUGCGGGACAGGUAAAACAGGCACGGGACUGUGUGAAGGUGUGUCUCCUGUUUGUUGAUGUACUCUUCCUCGCGAUUUUUUAAAGCGGGCAACUAAAAUAGUCCAAACUGACCGCGCGGAUCUUUUUCUAAAGGAUGAAGAACGAGGGAGAGACGACUGAACAGCCUGACAACACAGCAUUCACGCAGCAACGGCUCCCGGCAUGGCAGCCCAUACUCUCCGCUGGCAUUGUCAUUCCUGGCUUUCUGCUCAUUGGCUUGGCCUUCAUAGGCAUCGGAGUUGGCCUCUUUCUGACCUCGCAGACCAUUACCGUGCUAGAGAUGGAUUACACAGGCGUUGAGAAGGAUAAACCCUGUUUCGGCUGUACGAUUCCAAAUAUCCAAAACUGCACUUGUGAAGUCCAAUUCUCCCUCAGCACAUUGUUUAAAGGCCCCGUCUUCUUUUACUAUGGCCUGUCUAACUACUUCCAGAACUUCAGGAAAUAUGGCGUGUCAAAAGACUACUAUCAGCUCACUGGCGAUACAAAAUACUUCAUGAGUCCACAAGAUUCCUGCUCUCCAUUUGCCUAUGACUCCAAAAAGAACCCUAUUGUCCCAUGUGGCGCUAUAGCAAAUAGCAUGUUUAAUGACACAUUUGAGCUCUACCAAUUAAUCAAUGGUACAAAGAAGCAGGUUCCAUUAGAUGGUAAAGGAAUCUCCUGGUGGACCGAUUACAACAUCAAGUACAGGAACCCUUCGCCUGUGAACGGCUCUUUUGCAAAUGCUUUCUCUGGUACAAGGAAUCCCAUAAACUGGCCCAAGCCAGUAUAUGAGCUGGACCUCACUGACCAAAACAACAAUGGUUUCCUGAACCAGGACUUUCUUGUGUGGAUGAGGAGAGCAGCACUUCCUGAUUUCAGGAAGCUAUACCGACGAAUCACACAGGGUGAUUAUGCCGAGGGCCUCCCUGCUGGGAACUACUCUCUUACAAUCCAUUACAACUACCCAGUACUGACUUUUGAUGGACGUAAGAAGGUGGUCUUCAGCAAUGUGUCCUGGAUGGGAGGGAAGAAUGAUUUCUUGGGCAUUGCUUAUUUAGUGGUUGGCUCCUUGUGUGUGGUCAUGUCAGUGGUUAUGCUCAUUGUUUACGCCAAAUUCAAAUUCUCAGAUGAUGAUGAUGUGUAAUGAUCAUCAUCAAUGAUCAAACAUGAAAGGAUAGAAAUAAGGGGCUCAUUAAAAGGACAGUUCAUCCAAAAAUGAUAAUUCUGUCAUCAUUUACUCACCCUCAAGUUGUUCCAAACCUGUAUGAGUUUCUUUCUUCUGCUGAACACAAAAGAAGAUAUUUUGAAGAACAUGAGUAGCCAAACAGUUCAUGAGCCCCAUUGACUUCCAUAGUAUGGGGGAAAAAUACUAUGGAAGUCAAUGGGGACCAUCAACUGUUGGGUUACUGACAUUUUUCAAGCAGCAGAAAAAAAAAAAUCAUACAGGUUUGGAACAACUUUUUCAGAAUUUUCAUUUUUGGGUGAACUAUCCCUUUAAGAUGGAGCCAUAUUUUGUUUUCAAACAAUAACAUGAAAAAUCAAGUUCUAGAUACUCAUUUUGCUUUCACUUGCUAGAAAGUUUUAACUUCAGGUCAUUUAUUUAUUUCUUUUUAAUCAGGAAUUGUUCAUUUACUAAAAGAACUUUAAUAACAGAAUAUGCAAAAACUCAAUUAUGGUAAUGGUAAAAGAGCAAAAAGCUUCAAUGCUAUUAUUCAGGACUGUUACAGGUUUUUAGUCUACUUAGACUGUCUCAGGUAUAAAAGAUGAAUUAGUUGUUCAAUUAGUUUCUGGACAAUACAGAUAAAAAGAGCUCAUAAUAUUUUAAAAUUUCUUUAAAUUUGAUCUCUUGACUACACAAGAAAUGUUUAACAGAUAUAUAGACAGAGACAGCUUUAGGUGCCAUGUAUACUUGUCAAAUCCAGGUUUAGUUUAUAUUGAAAAUUAAAAUGUAUUGUGACUUGUUUGUUUUCUCUAAUAAACUUUAAAUGCUGUUUUAUAAUA